AUGCAUCCAGGAAAUGCAAGUUCUCCACACAUCUUCAUUCUCUUGGGCUUCUCUGACUAUCCCUGGUUGGAAAUGCCCCUAUUCGUGAUGGUGCUCGUGGCUUAUGCGUUCACACUCCUGGGCAACAUCUCCAUCAUUGUGGUGUCUAGGGCAGAUCCUCGUCUUGACAGUCCUAUGUACUUCUUCCUUUCCAACCUCUCCUUCCUGGACCUGUGUUUUACCACAACCACCAUCCCUCAGCUUCUGCGGAACCUCUGGGGACCAGAUAAAUCUAUCAGUUAUGGAGGCUGUGUGACCCAGUUUUAUAUGUUUCAUUUCCUGGGAGCCACGGAAUGCAUCCUCUUAGCUGUCAUGUCCUUGGAUCGUUACCUUGCCAUCUGCAAACCCCUGCGGUACCCUGCAAUCAUGAAUAAGCGACUUUGCAUCCUCCUCGUGGCCAUGACAUGGCUGAGUGGCUUGGCUAACUCCUUGCUUCAGGCAUCUCUCACGCUCCAGCUUCCACUUUGUGGUAACAACAAGGUAGACAACUUUCUGUGUGAGGUCCCGGUGAUGAUCAAGAUGUCGUGUGCUGACACCACGUUCAACAUAGCUCUGCUCUCUGUCGUGGGAGCGUUCUAUUCUCUUGUUCCCUUGUCACUUAUCCUUGUGUCCUACGGGUUCAUUGUAGCUACUGUGCUCAGGAUUCGGUCCUCAGAAGGGAAGAAGAAGGCGUUUAACACAUGUGGUUCCCAUGUCAUUGUUGUGUCACUUUUCUACGGACCAGUAAUUAUUAUGUAUGUGCAACCCUCCUCCGCUAACUCUCAGGACAAGAACAAGCUCAUGUCUCUUUUCUACAGUUUGGUGACUCCUAUGCUUAAUCCUUUUAUCUACACUUUGAGGAACAAGGACAUGAAAGGGGCAAUGAGGAAGCUUGUAAUCUCAUUGUGUCAUCAGGGAACAGAAGAAUCAUAG
This is a messenger RNA of Ochotona curzoniae (black-lipped pika), 951 nucleotides long. RefSeq names its product olfactory receptor 2B11-like. Gene Ontology annotation, cellular component: membrane. The record is from RefSeq and is a predicted model, not a curated record. The transcript has a single exon. Bases 1 to 951 code for a protein of 316 amino acids. Gene Ontology annotation, biological process: G protein-coupled receptor signaling pathway. Gene Ontology annotation, molecular function: G protein-coupled receptor activity; olfactory receptor activity. NCBI's taxonomy places the organism in Eukaryota, Metazoa, Chordata, Mammalia, Lagomorpha, Ochotonidae.